CUGUUUUCUCAGCAGUGAAGUCAGUCACUGUUCAGUGGAAGUUUGAUCAUGUCUGGACUGCAGGGUGUUGGACUGCUGCUGCUGUGGGGCAGCGCCUGCCUCUGGCUGCCCGGCCUGACCAGGGGGGCUCUGAUCAUCUCCGGGACCAGCGAAGCUCUGCAGGAGACAGGAGGAGCUGCCAGAUCACUUCAGAAAAGAAGUACCAACGAGCUCACGGUGGAGGUGUACAGCGUGACGGUGGACUGCACCGUGACGUCUCGUUUCGCCCACACCGUCAUGACCUCCAAGGCUCUGAACAAAGCGAACAAAUCGCAGGAAAUCUUCUUCGAAGUAGAGCUGCCCAAGACCGCCUUCAUCAGCAACUUCAGCAUGGAAAUUGAAGGUCAGGUGUACAUUGGGGAGGUGAAGGAGAAAGAGAAAGCUAAGAAACAGUAUGAGAAGGCCGUUUCCUCUGGACAGACUGCUGGACUGGUCAAGGCUUCUGGAAGAAAGAUGGAGAAGUUUUCAGUGUCUGUCAACAUUGCAGCCAAAAGUAACGUGACUUUCGUUCUGACCUACGAGGAGCUCCUACAGAGGAAACUGGGCCAGUAUGAGAUUCUGACCCGAGUCAAACCCAAACAGCCAGUGCAGGACUUUCAGAUUGUGACGAACAUCUAUGAGCCUCAGGGGAUUGCUUUUGUUGAAACCCAUGCAAACUUCCUCUCCAAUGAACUGCUCCCUCUGGUGGAGAAAACUGUCACGGACAAAAAGGCACACAUCUCUUUCUCACCAACUCUGGACCAGCAGAGGAAGUGUCGAGGCUGUGAUGAAACAAUCAUCGACGGAGAUUUUAUCAUCAAGUAUGACGUGAACCGAGCACACGGCCUCGGGGACAUUCAGAUUGUGAACGGAUACUUUGUGCACUUCUUUGCCCCUCCGGACCUGCCCAGAGUCCCGAAGAAUGUGGUGUUUGUAAUUGACAGGAGUGGAUCAAUGAGUGGACACAAGAUGCACCAGACACGAGAGGCUCUGCAGGCCAUCCUGAAAGACCUCCACGAGGAAGACCACUUUGCCCUCAUCCCGUUUGAUCAUUCUACUGAGGUCUGGCGGGAAUCGCUCACCAAAGCGACCAAAGAAAACUUGUCUGAAGCUUUAAGCUACGUCAGCAAUAUAUACAGCAGAGGAUCAACCAAUAUCAAUGAUGCAAUGUUGAGAGGCGUGAACAUGCUGAUCAAAGACAGGCAGGAGAAGAGGCUCCCGGAGAGGAGCAUCGAUAUGAUCAUUUUACUGACUGAUGGAAAUCCAGAUGGGGGAAAGGCCUCGCUCCCUGUAAUCCAGAGGAAUGUUCGCACUGCUACUGGAGGAAACAUGACAGUGUUCUGUCUCGGAUUUGGGAACGACGUGGAUUACCCCUUCCUGGAUGUGAUGAGCAGAGAAAACAAAGGAAUUGCCCGCAGAAUUUUUGAGGGCUCAGAUGCAACACUUCAACUUCAGGGUUUCUAUGACGAGGUGGCCAGCCCUCUGCUUUUGGAGGUAGAUCUGCGUUAUCCUGACAAUGCAGUGGACUUCCUGACCACCAAUCACUUUAACCAGUUGUUCAACGGCUCAGAGAUCGUAGUCGCCGGUCGGCUGACUGACAAUGAUUUGGAUAACUUCCUGGUAGAAGUGUACGGCCAGGGGUUUGAGGAGGACUUCAAUGUGCAGGGUCAGGCCCGUGCUUUGGACUGGGACGUGAUAUACCCAGGAGAGGAGUACAUCUUUGGGGAUUUCACAGAGCGCCUGUGGGCCUACCUCACCAUCCAGCAACUGCUGGACAAGAGCAAGACUGGCACCUCAGACGAGAAAGCCAACACCACAGCCAAGGCCCUGGACAUGUCUCUGCUUUACAGCUUUGUCACCCCCCUCACCUCCAUGGUUGUCACCAAGCCUGAAACAGAGGACGGUCCAGAAAGCCCUCUCAUCGCUGACAAGCUGACAGAGGAGCAAAGACAACUGGCAGAAAGAACGGCACAUCGUUAUAUACCGUCGCAGGCACACCCAGUAAUGAAUUACCUGCCACCAACACAAUAUGUGGACGGAGAUCCUCAUUUCAUGAUAGAGCUUCCAGACAGAGAGGACGCUCUGUGCUUCAACAUCAAUGACAAACCAGGAACUAUUUUUAACCUGGUCAGAGACCCAACAUCAGGUAUUUUGGUCAAUGGCCAGAUCAUCGGAGACAAGAAGAUUCCCCCUGAUGGUAAAAUUAACACCUACUUUUGGCGUUUUGGCAUCGUCCACAAGACUCUGGGGGUGAGGUUGGAGGUGACCACUGAGGACAUCUGGGUGUUGCAGGAUGGCAAGCAGGUGAAGCUCCUGUGGACUGAUACAGCUGGUCUCAAAGGACCCAAUGUGGAUCUUCUCCUGACCAAGGAUAGAAGCCUAACAGUUACACUGAGAGAUUCAGUCAAGUUUGUCAUCCUGCUGCACAAAGUGUGGAAGAGUCACCCGUACCACCGGGAUUACUUGGGUUUCUACACCCUGGACAGCCACCUCUUGUCCCCAUCUGUUCACGGCCUGCUAGGUCAGUUCUACCAUGGGAUUGAAUUUGAAGUGUCAGAGCUGCGUCCAGGUGAAGUCCCAGAGAAACCAGAUGCCACCAUGUUUGUGAAAGGACAGGAGCUCAAUGUGACCAGAGGCUGGCAGAGAGACUUCAGGGGGGAUGUGAAGAACGGAGAAAACAUUCCCUGCUGGUUCAUUCACAGUAAUGGAACGGGGCUGCUCGAUGGAACUUUUACAGAUUACAUUGUGUCAGGCCUUUUUAAGACUGUCUAAAAAUAGGUCACACGUCGAUGUCCACCAUAGAAUUGAUCCAAAUCACUCUCAUACAAUAAAUAUUCAAAUCUGCCUGUAGGUACUCCAUGAAUACUCUAACAUCAUGCAGCCAUGGGAAAGCAGGCUUCAUUCGCAGCACUGUAUGGACAAUUUCACAGUUUUUCUAUCAGUGUGAUAGCUGGAAUUAUAAGAACUGGAUGUAGAAUCAUCCCAAAAUAGUGCUCAGAGAAAGCCUCAGCAAUCACCUGUAUGGAAAUAAAUGGGAUACAGUUAGAAGAUUGACUCAGUCCAGAUUGACUAAUUUCCUUUUUAGCUUUGCAUCGUCUCAAAUGUCAAAAAAGUCUGUUAAUUCAUGUUUUCAUGUCUUUGCUUUGAUUAUUCUUAAUUUUUCCCAAAGGCUGACACUUUGGACACAUUUAAAUGUUUGCUGAUGUCAAGAACUACUCUGAUGAAAAGCUGUGUAAGAGUUUGUGUGGAGUCCACUGUCGGGCCCCUGAGCCACAUGAUACUAAAUAAACGAUUGGUGACAAAUUGG
Acanthopagrus latus (yellowfin seabream) is the source of this 3325-nucleotide messenger RNA. RefSeq names its product inter-alpha-trypsin inhibitor heavy chain H3-like. The transcript has 22 exons. NCBI's taxonomy places the organism in Eukaryota, Metazoa, Chordata, Actinopteri, Spariformes, Sparidae. The record is from RefSeq and is a predicted model, not a curated record. Gene Ontology annotation, biological process: hyaluronan metabolic process. Gene Ontology annotation, molecular function: serine-type endopeptidase inhibitor activity. The coding region runs from base 49 to 2790 and encodes 913 amino acids.